UCCAGCUCAGUUUUCGUAUCUAACAGUUAAUCUCACAAUCUCUAUUAAAUAGUCGAAUCCCUAUUUCAUCCUCACAUUAAUCAAAAAGAGUUCUAAGAUUAUUCUUCGGUCGUAAUAUUAUAACCAGUAGCUACCAAUCUACCACAAUACGACAUGACUCAGGAGGAGCAGAAGAAAAAAGUAACAGAGCCAAAAACCGCCGUUUCAAACCCUUCACCACCGUCCUCGGAGGAGAAGACUGACGAUUCCAAAGCUCUUGUUCUCAUCGUUGCAAAAGAACCUUUGGAAGAGAAGAAAGAAGGUUCAGUUAACCGAGAUGAUGUUUUGGCUAAACUCGAGACAGAAAAGAGGAUGUCUCUCAUCAAAGCUUGGGAAGAGGCUGAGAAAUCCAAAGUGGAGAACAAAGCUCAGAAGGAGCUUUCUUCAGUUGGAGCUUGGGAAAACAGCAAGAAAGCAUCUGUGGAAGCUGAGCUAAAAAAGAUCGAGGAACAACUCAUUAAGAAGAAGGCCGAGUACGCAGAGCAAAUGAAGAACAAAAUAGCUCAAAUUCACAAAGAAGCUGAAGAGAAGAGAGCCAUGACCGAAGCUAAACGUGGGGAAGAGAUUCUCAAGGCCGAGGAAAUGGCUGCAAAGUACCGAGCCACGGGAACUGCCCCAACAAAGUUAUUUGGAUGCUUUUGAGUUAUGUGGAUUUUGAUGUUGCUUUAAUGGUUGUCACUUGUCAUUAACUUGAAAUGAAAGAAAAAAUUUCUUUGUGGUUUAUGUGGUUGGUGCUGGUUUAAUUUGGCAAGAUGGUAAG
This is a messenger RNA of Raphanus sativus (radish), 799 nucleotides long. Its product is annotated as remorin 1.4. Lineage: Eukaryota; Viridiplantae; Streptophyta; Magnoliopsida; Brassicales; Brassicaceae. The transcript is spliced from 5 exons. The record is from RefSeq and is a predicted model, not a curated record. Bases 154 to 681 code for a protein of 175 amino acids.